This is a messenger RNA of Anisakis simplex (herring worm), 924 nucleotides long. Lineage: Eukaryota; Metazoa; Nematoda; Chromadorea; Rhabditida; Anisakidae. The record is from the annotation of a GenBank genome assembly.
AUGCGAAAAGAUAUUUCGAGCGAUAGUAUUUGUUCUUCAUCAAAACCAUCUACGUCACAAAAAAUGGCAGUACAACUUCAGAGUUGCGAUCAAAGCCCAUUGGGUAAAUUGGUGGAGCAAUACAAUCGACUGACAUCAGAAGGACGUGUGUGUGAUGAUAAAUCAACAACUAGCAGUAACAGUGCGUCGAGCACAAUAACGACUAAAAAAGAGAUCAGAUCGAGUGAAUACGUGGUGAACAGUGCUGCGACACUGAUGGAUGCUGCUGCAAUGCCGUAUGCAACACCAACCACUUACCCCACUUAUCCGUGGACUACAGCCACCACUCCAUGGUGGACUGAACCAACCUCCACUUGGCCACUCACAUACGCCACACCUAACGUUGCGUCGGCUGGAACUACAGCUGGAGCUGAUGCUUCAGUCAUGGCAGCAGCAGCCGCAUACAAUCCCUAUCUAGGACCGCAAUUCCAGGGUCUGUUAACGGCAGCGAGUGUAUCGUCGGGUCAGUCUGCUUGUGCAGCAGUCGCAGCUGCAGCAUCACCAGUCAGUUCAACAACCAGUAGUGUUGUCGUCUGCAAACCCUCGACAGUCACCUCUUCUGUCACUGCAGCAUUAUCCAGUGUUCUUCCAAAUGUAACAACGUCCACGAACGGUACGGUUCCGAGUGCUGGUGGUGGUAAAUUCCCAACGACACGUUCAAACUGCGAGUGUCCAAAUUGCCAGGAGAUCGAACGCGUUGGUGUAGCGAAUGUAGCAGCUAAGAAGCGAGGUAUACACAACUGUCAUGUACCUGGAUGCGGCAAGCUGUACAGUAAGAGCUCACAUCUUAAGGCACAUCUUCGAUGGCACUCUGGCGAAAGACCAUUUAAACGAAGGGCCACAGAGACGGCUACAACAUCGCAGUCUGGUGAAAAUACAUCGUGA